Molecule: messenger RNA, 412 nt
Organism: Rhipicephalus sanguineus (brown dog tick)
Lineage: Eukaryota; Metazoa; Arthropoda; Arachnida; Ixodida; Ixodidae
Exons: 3
Coding region: 32-400 (122 amino acids)
Source: RefSeq, a predicted model, not a curated record
ACUACGCAACGCAUGGCUUGUAAAGCUUCGAAUGGGCAAGGAACCAAGCUCCUACGCACGUGUGUGCAGCAAGCACUUCCGCGAAGAAGACUUCGUGUACGGAGUGGGUGCGCGAAUGUUCGGGUGGAAAAAGCGCUGCCUUGAAGCCGGAGCUGUGCCGUCGAAGAAUUUACCGGUGCGCCCGUUGGAUCGCCCGGGUACUGAGCGUCGCCAAAUCCGGAAGGAACAGAGUGUUGCAGCAGACGUGCCAUUGGCAACAGUACAUCCCACCCCCAAGCCCCCUGCAGAUACUCUAGACAUCCAGGCACAAUCAUCUGAAUAUGAGAUUCAGCAGAGCUUGGGCACAUCCGCCUUCAGUAACCACGAAGAUGUUAACAAUGAAGAUGGCCUGGAAGGUUAGUUUGAUAGUCCU